This is a messenger RNA of Linum trigynum, 2070 nucleotides long. The record is from the annotation of a GenBank genome assembly. Lineage: Eukaryota; Viridiplantae; Streptophyta; Magnoliopsida; Malpighiales; Linaceae.
AUGGCGGGUCCUCUGCUUCGCUCCAUUUGGUCAUCCGCCAGAAGGUCUAUCUCUUCUUCUUCUUCUUCCUCCUCCUCCUCCUCUUCUGGCCGGCGACCCUUCUUCAAUCCCUACUUUUCCUCCCGAGUUGCUCCUUUGCUUUCUCGCCCUCCCGGUGCCACUCGAGCUUUCGCUGCCGCCCCUGCCUCGGCGGCCUCCGCCACAUCAUCGUCGCCCAAUUCGGCAUUGGAUCCCAGCAGAUUGAGGAACGUGGCAGUGAUAGCUCAUGUCGACCAUGGGAAGACUACCCUUAUGGACCGUCUGCUCAGGCAAUGCGGCGCCGAUAUACCCCAUGAGCGUGCCAUGGAUUCCAUCAGCCUCGAGCGCGAACGGGGCAUCACCAUCUCUUCCAAGGUUACAUCUAUUGCAUGGAAGGAAAAUGAACUAAACAUGGUUGAUACGCCUGGACAUGCAGACUUUGGGGGUGAAGUCGAACGGGUUGUUGGAAUGGUUGAAGGAGCAAUUUUAGUAGUAGAUGCUGGUGAAGGUCCACUUGCACAAACAAAAUUUGUUCUUGCCAAAGCAUUGAAGUAUGGGAUAAGACCUAUCUUACUUCUGAAUAAGGUAGACAGACCUGCAGUUUCUGAAGAAAGGUGUAACGAGGUUGAGAGCUUGGUUUUUGAUCUUUUUGCAAAUCUUGGUGCCACGGAGGAGCAACUAGAUUUUCCUGUGCUCUAUGCUUCUGCUAAAGAAGGAUGGGCAUCCUCCACCUACACAAAGGAUCCUCCUACUGAAGCAAAAAAUAUGUCAGAGCUGCUCGAUGCUGUCAUUAGGCAUGUUCCCCCACCCAAUGCAAGCAUUGAUGCUCCAUUCCAGAUGCUGGUUUCCAUGAUGGAGAAAGACUUCUACCUUGGCCGAAUCUUAACUGGACGCGUCUUUUCUGGGGUUGUCCGUGUUGGUGACAGAGUGCAUGGACUGCGUUGUACAGAUUCAGGGGCAGAGAAGAUUGAAGAAGGAAAGAUUAUAAAGCUAAUGAAGAAGAAAGGUACAAGUAUGAUUCUCAUUGACGCUGCUGGAGCUGGUGAUAUUAUAUCAAUGGCUGGAAUGGCAAGUCCAUCAAUAGGCCAUACAAUAGCAAACGUAGAGGUGGCAACUGCAUUACCCACAGUUGAACUGGAUCCUCCUACAAUUUCCAUGACUUUUGGUGUAAAUGACUCUCCGUUGGCCGGUCGAGACGGUACCCACUUGACUGGUGGAAAAAUUGGUGAUCGUUUGAUGGCCGAAGCUGAAACAAAUCUUGCCAUAAAUGUGCUUCCUGCAGUAGGGGAGUCAUAUGAAGUGCAAGGGAGAGGAGAACUUCAACUAGGUAUUUUGAUUGAGAAUAUGAGGCGUGAAGGAUUUGAGUUGUCAGUUUCUCCACCAAGAGUCAUGUAUAAAACUGAAAGUGGCCAGAAGCUUGAGCCCAUUGAAGAAGUCACGAUUGAGGUAAACGAUGAACAUGUGGGAUUGGUCAUGGAAGCUCUAUCGCAUAGGAGAGCUGAGGUUGUUGAUAUGGGUCCUGUACCUGGAAAUUUUGGAAGGACCAGGCUGUCAUUAACAUGUCCAUCUAGGGGCCUGGUUGGUUACAGGAGUGUGUUCAGUAGUGACACGCGUGGAACUGGAUUCAUGCAUCGUGCCUUCCUGACAUAUGCAAAAUUCCGGGGUCCAUUAGGAAAUGUCCGGAAGGGUGUUUUGGUAUCUAUGGGAUUUGGUACGAUCACAGCUCAUGCGUUGGUCGGUUUGGAACCUCGUGGGAUACUCUUCAUUGGCCCAGGAGUUGACACGUAUGAUGGCAUGAUUGUGGGUGAACAUACACGGGAUACCGAUCUAGAUGUCAACCCGGUAAGGGCCAAGGAACUGAGCAAUAUGCGAUCUGCUAACAAGGAUGAAAACGUUAGGUUAUCUCCGCCCCGCCUGAUGACCCUUGAAGAAGCCAUAGGUUACGUUGCUUCUGAUGAGCUUAUUGAGGUUACUCCUAAGGCCAUUAGGUUGAGGAAAAGAUACCUGGAUGUUAACAAACGAAAAACCAUGAGUAAGAGGCCCAAGGAAUGA